AAGUUUUAACAAGAUUUUCGAAGAUUGGUCUGUGGCCCACUCUCUCCCCCAAUCCCCCUGUGUCUUUCCAUCAUCUCUUCCUCACUUCCAAUAACCAAACCAACCUCCCCCAAAAAUCUCCUCAUGUCUCAGGUGAACGAAAAAGUCUCAGAAUCUAAGCCCACGACCGCCCCUGAAGAAACGACUGAUCCAGUGGUGAAAAAAACUUCCACAGAAUCAGGCUCCUCAGAUGCCGCAGUUGGAACGACACCUGCCAUACCACCUAUUCCAGGAGCUGGAUUCUCUGCAAAUCCUUUUGACUUCUCAUCUAUGGCUGGUCUACUUAAUGACCCAAGUGUAAAGGAACUAGCUGAACAAAUAGCAAAAGAUCCAUCGUUCAACCAAAUGGCAGAGCAACUUCAGAAGACCUUUCAUGGUACUGAAGAUGGUGGUGUUCCCCAGUUUGAUACACAGCAAUACUAUUCCACCAUGCAACAGGUUAUGCAAAACCCUCAGUUUAUGAGCAUGGCUGAACGCCUUGGCAGUGCCUUGAUGCAGGAUCCAUCAAUGUCUCAGAUGCUUGAGGCCUUAUCAAAUCCAAUUCAAAAGGACCAGCUUGAAGAACGCAUGGCACGCAUUAAAGAAGAUCCUUCUUUGAAACAUAUUUUAGAAGAUAUAGAAACCGGUGGCCCGACUGCAAUGAUGAGGUACUGGAAUGACAAAGAUGUUCUACAAAAACUGGGUGAAGCAAUGGGCAUCCCAGUUACAGGAGACCCUACAGCCUUUGCUGGAAAUUCGGGAGCAGAUGAAGCUGAUGAAGAAGUAAAUGAGGAUGAGUCUAUUGUUCAUCAAACUGCUAGCGUCGGUGAUUUGGAGGGCUUGAAGAAGGCAUUAGAGUCUGGUGCCGAUAAAGAUGAAGAAGAUGCAGAGGGAAGGACAGCUUUGCACUUUGCAUGUGGAUAUGGGGAGGUGAAAUGUGCUCAAGUCCUCCUUGAGGCUGGAGCUAAGGUUGAUGCUUUAGAUAAGAACAAGAACACAGCCCUGCAUUAUGCUGCUGGUUAUGGUAGGAAAGAAUGUGUAGCACUGCUGCUCGAUAAUGGUGCUGCUGUAACACUACAAAACAUGGACGGGAAAACGCCUAUUGACGUUGCAAAACUUAACAACCAGAGCGAGGUUUUAAAACUGCUGGAAAAGGAUGCUUUCCUGUAAGAAGGUUGAAAUUGUUAGUGUAAUGUUUGUGUUCAGAGGGAAUUGGUUUGGCGCCGCCCCCUCCCAACUUAAAAGUUAUAUUUUGUGGUAUUUUCUCGGUCAAAUUACAUGUUUGCCUUCUUGAUCGUUUGUUAAAUUAAUUAUAGAGUAUGGUUAUAACAACCCAAUUAAAAUAUCAUUUCGACCA
Messenger RNA from Erigeron canadensis, 1375 nucleotides. RefSeq names its product ankyrin repeat domain-containing protein 2B-like. Gene Ontology annotation, biological process: protein targeting to chloroplast. The transcript is spliced from 9 exons. The record is from RefSeq and is a predicted model, not a curated record. NCBI's taxonomy places the organism in Eukaryota, Viridiplantae, Streptophyta, Magnoliopsida, Asterales, Asteraceae. Bases 124 to 1188 code for a protein of 354 amino acids. Gene Ontology annotation, cellular component: chloroplast outer membrane. Gene Ontology annotation, molecular function: protein binding; chloroplast targeting sequence receptor activity.